Staurois parvus is the source of this 352-nucleotide messenger RNA. Lineage: Eukaryota; Metazoa; Chordata; Amphibia; Anura; Ranidae. The record is from the annotation of a GenBank genome assembly.
UGCUCCAUCAUUGGUGUCAGUGGGAGGAAUAGCGCCCCAUCAUUGGUGUCAGUGGGAGGAAUAGCGCCCCAUCAUUGGUAUCAGUGGCAGGAAUUGCGCCCCAUCAUUGGUGUCAGUGGGAGGAAUUGCGCCCCAUCGUUGGUAUCAGUGGGGAGAAUAGUGCCCCAUCAUUGGUGUCAGUGGGAGGAAUUGCGCCCCAUCGUUGGUAUCAGUGGUAGGAAUAGUGCCCCAUCAUUGGUGUCAGUGGGAGGAAUAGUGCCCUAUCGUUGGUAUCAGUGGGGAGAAUAGUGCCCCAUCGUUGGUGUCAGUGGGAGGAAUAGUGCCCCAUCAUUGGUAUCAGUGGGGAGAAUAG